Eptesicus fuscus (big brown bat) is the source of this 977-nucleotide messenger RNA. It is a transcript of the gene CFAP107, whose product is annotated as cilia and flagella associated protein 107. The coding region runs from base 196 to 783 and encodes 195 amino acids. NCBI's taxonomy places the organism in Eukaryota, Metazoa, Chordata, Mammalia, Chiroptera, Vespertilionidae. The record is from RefSeq and is a predicted model, not a curated record. The transcript has 4 exons.
UCUCCCUGGAAGCUGAAAGUGGACUCUCAAGGCCCUUUUAUUCUGUGAGGUUGGCAGGCUGUCAUCUACAACUCACUCAAAAGGGUGUCAGAGAAGAAAAAAAAAGGCACCCCAAACUCAGCAACUUCAUAAUAUCCCCACUCCCGAAACCUUAAAACGGUGUCAAGUCAAGGAAACCUGGGGUGAAUCCUUACCAUGCAGUUUUCGACUGCAGUAAGUCCACAGUCAGUAUAUACUCCAAGCUGGAAGGUCGAAAGCAAGUAUUCAACCAGAGUGCUCACCGGAAACUGGGUGGAAGAGAGGAGGAAGUUCAUCAGAGCCACUGAGAAGACACCCCAGAGCUCCUACAGUAAAGAGUACGUCCCUUUCCCUGGCCACAGACCGGACCAGAUCUCCAGGUGGUAUGGGAAGAGGAGAAUCGAGGGGCUCCCGUACAAACACCUGAUCACCCACCACCAGGAGCCCUCGAACCGCCACCUGAUCAGCACGUACGACGACCAUUACAACCGGCACAAUUAUAACCCGGGCCUGCCCCCGCAGCGCACCUGGAAUAGACAUAAGUUGCUGUGGCUUCCAGAGAAAAACGACUCCCCCCUUCUGGUUCCCCCUACAAACUACGGACUCUACGAGCAGCUGAAGCAGAGAUGGCUCACCCCCGAGGCUGGCCUGGGAAAGAGCACUUACACUUUGUCCUACCCCAGACCGCUGCUGUGCGCUCUGUCCCGGCGGGAGCACGCCAUCCCGGUCCCUCCCCAGCGCCUGCAGCCCAUCCCACGCUUCUGAGAACUGUCACCCCACCCACAGCACAGGCAGAACCAACUGGAGACCUACUGUGCGACUGGACCUGCCAGAGAGCAGGCAGCUGCAGAUGCACCCCGAGUUUUAAAUGCAGCCCAUUGAGGGUCCCUCAGAGUCAUGGUCCUCCACGCCCGCGGGUUCCUUUCUUGUCCAGCCCACAAUUAAAGCUCUUUGACACG